AAAUAUUUAUUUGUGCAGUGCAAUAUAGAUACAUAUAUGCAAGGGAUAAUUUUACAAAGAAUAUAUAUUUUUUUAUUUUAAAAGACUUUUUAGAGUUGUAACUGAACAUAUAUUAUUAUGUUCAUUCCUAAAGUUUUAAUAUUAUCCGGUUAUGGCAGCCAGUAGUUCUGAUGAAAGUAGUAGAGCUCCAGAUAAUUUCUGUUUAUCAUCCAAUUGUGAAACACAAAAUAGUUGUUUGAAAUGUUGUUUAUGUAAACGAUAUAAUAAUAAUUUUAUUUGUGCGAAGUGUGUUAAAACUGGGAGCUUUUUCCAUUCCUCACAUCAUCUUCCUGAAAAGUUAUCGGAAAAACAGGAAAAAUAUAUCCAACUGCAAAAUAGAUCAAAAAAUCAGAACAUUGAAUGUGAAAAAUUAAUUCAAAAAUAUCGUGAUAGAGAGAAUUUAAAAUUUGAAAUAAAGAAAAAACAAGAAAAAAUUGCAAUUUUAAACCAUUUGAUAAAAAAUACCAAAGAAAAAAUAAGCGAAAGAAAAAAAUAUAGUGAUAAUUUAGAAUCAAAUAACAACUAUCAACGUAAUAUCCUGCCAAAAUAUAAAGAUAAAGUAAAAAAUUUGGAAGAUUAUGUCUCUGAUCGUUUAACACAAAUAGAAAGGCUAAAGGGGCAAAAGAAUGAUAUUCUGGAGGAAGUCAAAAUCAAAACACAAGCGGAAAUACAAAAAUUAGUUUCAUAUAUUUUUCCUAUAAGUGAAAUAGUUGUAAAAGAGGAGCUGUCGACAACCGAUAGCAGCAGUAGCGGUGGCUUAAGUGAUAACCACAAUACACUAAACUUAGAUACAGGGGGAUCAUUAUCUGAAACAAAAAUUACUUCAAAUCGUGGUAAAUGGAUUCUUCCAAGCACAGCAGGUAGUGAAAUGCAAUAUCGUAUUGUUGCACCCUCACUGCCCGCGAACGGAGAUUACUCAGCCUAUUUGCACUGGUUGGCAGAGAACAAGGAUGAAAUAAAUAAUACAAUUUGUUUAUUGUCUAUGACAACUGCUGCAGCUCAUAGAAUACUAGGAGCUUUGACAUAUACAACUCAAUUGACAAAUAUUCUAAGCUUUUAUUUAAAUGUCAGACUUCCUAACAAAUUAGCUUACGCUGAUUUUACUAGAAGACUUAAUGAACAACAAUUUACACGACGAGUAUCGCGCUUGAAUACAAAUGUGAUGUAUUUAGCUUAUACUCAACGUGUUAAAUUAAGUUCAGCAAAUGAAAAUCACACCCUGGAAAAUCUAUUAGCUAUAAUAAGUACGGAUAAUAAUAAUUUAGGUCAUGUAGGUCCAAAUCAAGUUAAUGAUGCACCAUCUAUUAAUUCAAUUGACUCUAUAUUGAUUGGAAUGGAUACUGGUACUGAAUCAGAAUCAGAAGAUGAAAAUUCCUUACGAUUAGAUUGGGAAGCUGUUUCACCAAGUUUUUCAACGACACAAGAAGUCCCAACUCAACCUAUUCACCCCUUACAAAAUCCUCAGACAACAAGUAUCAUGGCAAAUGCUGCUAACAGUAUAGCUUCAAUUUUUCGUGGAUGGAGAACGUAAAGUCAAUAUUUUACCUAAUUUUAGUUUUAUCUUCUUUAUGCACAUAUUAACAUUUUCAUUUUGCAAAUACAAUGUUUUAAGUCAUAAAUAUUUAUGCGUAAAUCAAAAAUUUUAAGCUGGGAAGAUUAAAAAAAAUUAAUCUAGGAUUUGCUUCCUUAAUAUAUUUUAACAAAGUUGUUAUUAUUUUCUUUUGUAUUUUUUAACAUUAAAAAAAGAAAAUAUUUUUAAAUAUCUCUAAUAAAUAAUUAGUUUAAUAAAUUUUCCUUGUAAAUAUGUAAAUUUAAGAAAAAACAAAGAAAUAUAAUUUAUA
Messenger RNA from Condylostylus longicornis, 1880 nucleotides. RefSeq names its product beclin 1-associated autophagy-related key regulator (gene Atg14). Gene Ontology annotation, cellular component: autophagosome; phosphatidylinositol 3-kinase complex, class III; extrinsic component of phagophore assembly site membrane. Bases 152 to 1570 code for a protein of 472 amino acids. NCBI's taxonomy places the organism in Eukaryota, Metazoa, Arthropoda, Insecta, Diptera, Dolichopodidae. Gene Ontology annotation, biological process: cellular response to starvation; mitophagy; autophagosome assembly. The transcript has 4 exons. The record is from RefSeq and is a predicted model, not a curated record.